AACAUGGAACAUCAAGACCCUGAUGUUGCUGAUGCAGUAAAGGCAUCAGGAGAGUCCACUCUGGAAAAGGCUACAGCAAAAGCUAAAAUAAAAUUUGACGAGUUUCUCAAUGUCUCACUUAACAUCGCUGUGACUGGAAGGACAGGAUCAGGAAAAUCCUCCUUCGUGAAUGCUAUUAGAGGUUUACAGGAUGACGAUGAUGGAGCAGCACCUACUGGAGUUACGGAAACUACAGCAGAGGCCACCAUGUAUGAACAUCCUGAAAUGCCAAAUGUGAAGAUCUGGGACCUGCCUGGAAUAGGAAGCCCAAACUUCAAAGCAAUAAAUUACCUGAAAGAUGUUAAGUUUGACACCUAUGAUUUCUUCAUCAUCCUUACUUCAGAGAGGUUCACAGAGAAUGACAUCAUGCUGGCUAAAGAAAUAAGAAAACAGAAGAAAAGCUUUUACUUCGUUCGUUCCAAGAUUGACAACGACAUAUCUGCUGAGAAAAAGAAAAAAGGAUUUGAUGAGCAGAAAGUUCUUUCCGUAAUAAGAGCUGAUUGUCAGAAGAACCUGAAAGACCUGGGAGACCCCAAAGUUUUCUUAAUAUCGUCUUUUGAUCUGGAGGAAUAUGAUUUUGAAUCACUUCAAGACACUCUUGAAGAUGAGCUUCCAGAACACAAGAAGCAUGCUCUUCUACAAGCCUGGCCAGUGUGUUCUGCUGCGUCUCUUCAGAAAAAGAUCAAGAUGUUUAAAGGGAUGAUCUGGGCUGUAUCUCUUGCUUCUGCUGGUGUAGCGGUUGUCCCUGUGCCUGGCCUAUCAGCAGCAUGUGAUGCAGGCAUGAUUGUGUCUUUCCUCACAAGAUGUUACUUUGCAUUUGGUUUGGAUGAUAGAUCACUGACAAGGCUUUCAGAGAAAGUUAACAAGCCCCACUUGAGAGAUUUGGCCAAAUCUAAAUUUGUUACUGCCAUCCGAGAAAAAGCAGUGGCCAGAUUUCAAGUGUCUGCUGCUCUCGCUACCAUUAGUACAGUUGAAUAUUUCUUGAGUCUCUUUCCAGUUGUUGGCAGUGCUGCUGCUGCAGGAAUAUCCUUCGGUACCACUUAUUACCUUUUGAGAGAAGGAGUAAACGAUCUGGCAAAUACAGCUCAAGAUAUCAGAAAAGAAGCUGGUCUCGCUUCUGUUCGUUGAUUUAUGUCCAACAGAGCAUGUAAAAGAUACAAGAAAGGGAAUCCACACGCCAAACAAAAUGGAAAGUACAAGAUCCUUUGAAUAAAAUUUCUUUCAAUGAAGAUUUACUUACCAAUGAUCCUGGCUGGCUUAUAGUGUCUGGGAUUGGGUCAUAAACUAAACAAAUUUAUAAUUUUAUUGACGCCCAUAUUAAAACUUUAGUAGUUCAGUUGCCAUCAUAUCUUACAGAUACUGGUGACCUUCUUGAAAUGUCACAUAAUCUAGACCUUUGAGAUGAUCUUUUAGGCAAUUCUUGAUGCUUUAGAGAUGUAGAGAAGGAGAAUUAUUAAUGUUUUUUUGACUAUAGAACAUGAAAGCAUUUUCUGUGUCACUGAGUAAUUCAGAUGAUGUGUGUUAAGAUUGUUUGCUGAUAUGGGGUUAAGAAAAAAAUAAACCAAAUGUCUGUGUUCAUAAUA
Molecule: messenger RNA, 1622 nt
Organism: Puntigrus tetrazona (Sumatra barb)
Lineage: Eukaryota; Metazoa; Chordata; Actinopteri; Cypriniformes; Cyprinidae
Product: interferon-inducible GTPase 5-like
Exons: 2
Coding region: 4-1167 (387 amino acids)
Cellular component (GO): membrane
Molecular function (GO): GTP binding
Source: RefSeq, a predicted model, not a curated record